AUUAACAGCCCGCGGCUCUGCUCUCUCUCAUCGGCACACCAUCGUUCUGCCGCUUGUCAUCUCACUUCGAGCUCUUUGCGUCUCGCUGACCGAGACCGUAGUAAAGUGCCCGUAAUAAAACGACGUCGCCGGACCAUCCUAGUCGCCCUUCGGUGCCCGGGCAGCGCGGAGCGGAAUGUUGCGGUUUUCUGGGGACGGAAACUCCUGACGCAUCGGGAGGGGGGAUUAAAAGGUUCCGGUCCUUCUUGGUUAUCUUCUCUCCGGGCGCCUCGGUGUUUCCCACGCUGUUGUUUAAUUCCUCACAGGACGGCGCGAUUGGCUUGAUUAGCAUCACCAAGCGUAAACUGCUCGAACUUGCUGAUGACCAUGGACCUUAAAGAGGAAGCGGAUCAAAUGGACCUCAACCAGCCGCCUCCGAUAGAAGUCUUUGCCGGCGCUUCCACGCUGCACGGCAUAUCGCACAUCUUCUCCUACGAGCGGGUCUUCUUCAAGCGCUGUCUCUGGGUCGCCUUUUUCCUUGGCUCGCUGACUUUCCUGGUCUGCGUGUGCAUUGACCGCGUGCAGUUCUAUUUCGAGUACCCGCAUGUCACCAAGCUGGACGAGAUAACGACGCCCAUGAUGAACUUCCCCACCGUCACCUUCUGCAACCUCAACUCCUUCCGCUUCAGCCAGGUGACGCGCAACGACCUUUACCACGCCGGGGAGCUGCUGGCGCUGCUGAACCGAAGGUACGAGAUCCGCGACACCCACCUGGUGGAGGAGAGUGUUCUGGAGACGCUGAAGGUCAAAGCCGACUUCCACAACUUCAAGCCCCGCCCCUUCAACAUGCGGGAGUUCUACGACCGCACGGGCCACAGCGUGCGGGACAUGCUGCUCUCCUGCCGUUACCGCGGCAGCGAGUGCAGCCCCGAGGACUUCCGCGUGAUCUUCACUCGCUACGGGAAGUGCUACAGCUUCAACACGGGCCAGGAGGGGCGCCCCCUGCUGGUCACCACAAAGGGCGGCAUGGGGAACGGCCUGGAGCUGAUGCUGGACAUCCAGCAGGACGAGUACCUGCCCGUGUGGGGGGAGACCGAUGAGACGUCGUUCGAGGCGGGGAUUAAGGUGCAGAUCCACAGUCAGGAGGAGCCGCCCUUCAUCGACCAGCUGGGGUUCGGGGUUGCACCUGGGUUCCAGACCUUCGUCUCCUGCCAGGAGCAGCGGCUGGUGUACCUGCCCCCUCCCUGGGGUGACUGUAAGGUGACCCCGAUGGACUCUGAGUUCUUCGACACCUACAGCAUCACAGCCUGUCGCAUCGACUGCGAGACACGCUACCUGGUGGAGAACUGCAACUGCCGCAUGGUGCACAUGCCCGGAGAUGCUCCUCACUGCACCCCAGAGCAGUACAAGGAGUGCGCCGAUCCAGCACUGGACUUCCUGGUGGAGAAAGACAGUGACUUCUGUGUGUGUGAGACGCCGUGUAACGUGACACGCUACGGUAAAGAGCUGUCCUUCGUCAAGAUCCCCAGCAAAGCCUCCGCCAAGUACCUGGCCAAGAAGUUCAACAAGACAGAGCAGUAUAUUGCUGACAAUAUUCUGGUGCUCGACAUUUUCUUUGAGGCCUUGAACUAUGAGACGAUUGAGCAGAAGAAGGCCUAUGAAGUAGCCGGAUUACUGGGUGACAUCGGAGGUCAGAUGGGACUCUUCAUCGGAGCCAGUAUCCUCACCAUCCUCGAGCUGUUCGAUUACCUUUAUGAGGUGAUUAAGUACCAGUUGUGUCGCUGCUCUCAGAAGAAGCACAAAAACACCAACAAUAACGAGCAGGGUGCUGUACUGAACCUGGAGCCUGUGCAGCGUCACACCCCCUGUGAGAAUCUGCACCCCCCUUCCCUGUUCCCUGCGAACAUGCUACCUCAUCAGCCGGUGCAGGGCAACUUUGAGGACUUCACCUGCUGAGAGCCAAUCAGAGCGGAGGAAGGGGGCGGGGACUCUCAGAGAGACUGCGCAGUCAAGAACACCAUAUGAAUAUCUGAAUGACUUUUACACACUGUUUCAACACAAUAAACAAACAAACAAAUAGACUAACUAGCAGCAGCCACAGCUAAGGCAAGGGAAAGUCUUGUUCUGUUGUUGGACUGUUACACACACUGUCUGAGUGAUUACAGUCACUCCCUGAAGGAGGAACGCUGUCAGGACUUUGGACUGAAGCUGUGUACCCAGAGCUGGGCGAGUGUGGCCCCCACAGACCCCACACGCCGGAUCCGCUGUGGACCAUCCACUCCAACACCACCGAGACGCUGAGCUGCUCUGGCCCUGUCUCUCAGGAGGGCUCAAGCCCCUUCAGGUCAAACCCAGCUGCACCUGCCAGGCUGCAGCAGGACGGCAGGGACCCUUCCUCUCGGCCCGGUUAAAAUGGCGGCUGGGUUGUAUCUGCUUAAAGUCUCCAGGUUUCACCAUAAAAAGCAUGCUUGUCUUUGUCCUUUUGUGUUUUUCUAUUGCUAUAUUUAUCUCAUUUAUGUACAGGGUGAAAUACAAUGAGUGUGUGAUCGAGUGUUCGAGAGCAUGAGACUAUGUUUGUAUCUGUCUGUACAGUACAUAAGGGUGUGUGCAUGCAUUGUGUGUGUGUGUGUGUGUGUGUGUGUGUGUGUAAGUGUGUGUAACUGUGAGAUUGUAUGCAUGUGAGACCGUAUGCUUACUUCAAGUGUGUGAGAGUGUGGCAGUGCGUAUGUAUAUCUGUGUGUGUGUGUGUGUGUGUGAAAUAAUGCUCCCCAUUCUGAGACAUGAUUUCAGGUAGUAAGAGUAAGACUAGUGUAUAUCUUGUAUUCAUUGGAAAGGAUCUGAUUUGGAUUAAACUUGAGUAGAAGAAAAAAACGAAAACAGAAUUCAAUUCAAGUAAAUUUCAAUUUCAGGACAGAAAUGUAUGAAUAUGUUUGUUCAGAUGAAAUGGGUGAUUUGUUAACUCUUCACAUAAGAUGGAGCCCCAGUAUGAACCUGUGAAGUAUGAAGACUGCUGAGUUCAGUUACGAGAGAGCAGCCUGUGGGAACGUCCGUUACUUCAAACCAGUCCAACACAGGUCACAGUUGCAGUUAAUGCUUUUUUGCGAGAUACACAAUGAUUGCCUAAUUUUGCGAUGUUUGUUAUUGAACAGUCUUUUUGCACAUUUUGCAUUUUGGUUGUGGAGGGGUUGGGAUUCGUGUUAUUUUAAAAUGAUGUUUUAAUCACAAUGACGGUUCAUUACUCCCUGGACAGAAUGCGUCCCUCUCACAGGAGCUGAUGUGAUGUACUUGAAAAAUAUCAUAUCAAAGCACAAGAGUACAACCAUGCAUAUGUAAAUACGUUUUAUAUAUAUAUAUAGUAUAUAUACAUAUAUAUGUAUAUACUGUAUGUGUGUGAGUGUAUAUAUACACAAAUAUUACAAAGACUAUGAAUAUUAUUAUUCUGACAGCUGUUAUGUUCAUUACUGUUAAUAUUGUAAUAACUUGCUUCUGUGUGUUUUUGUUUUUCUAAGAGAGAUUAAACUGAUAUGUGAUAGUUCAGCCUCUGUUUUCAGACAAUAGGCUGUUCUACUGAUACAAUAUACUCUAUAUUAAAAUAUAUAAAACAUUA
Conger conger (European conger) is the source of this 3586-nucleotide messenger RNA. RefSeq names its product acid-sensing ion channel 1-like. Gene Ontology annotation, cellular component: membrane. The transcript is spliced from 12 exons. Gene Ontology annotation, biological process: sodium ion transmembrane transport. The record is from RefSeq and is a predicted model, not a curated record. Lineage: Eukaryota; Metazoa; Chordata; Actinopteri; Anguilliformes; Congridae. The coding region runs from base 361 to 1935 and encodes 524 amino acids.